This is a messenger RNA of Carassius carassius (crucian carp), 1753 nucleotides long. Its product is annotated as DNA nucleotidylexotransferase-like. Gene Ontology annotation, molecular function: DNA nucleotidylexotransferase activity; DNA-directed DNA polymerase activity; DNA binding. Gene Ontology annotation, cellular component: nucleus. Lineage: Eukaryota; Metazoa; Chordata; Actinopteri; Cypriniformes; Cyprinidae. The record is from RefSeq and is a predicted model, not a curated record. Gene Ontology annotation, biological process: double-strand break repair via nonhomologous end joining. The transcript has 11 exons. The coding region runs from base 1 to 1488 and encodes 495 amino acids.
AUGUUUCCAACAGCUCUUCCUACUCGAAAGCGUCGGAGGCCUGAAGUCGCCUCUGUUAGGGGUCGCGAUGAGGUGAAGUUCAGGGAUGUGACUCUGUUCCUGGUGGAGAAGAGGAUGGGAAAAAGCAGGAGGAAUUUUCUGUCUAAUCUCGCCAGAUCUAAGGGCUUCUGCGUAGAUGACGCUCUCAGCGCUGACGUGACACACGUCGUGUCGGAGGGGAACGCAGCGCAGGAGCUCUGGAGCUGGCUCGAGGAGCAGGGUUUCAGAGAGAUGCAGGACAAACACGUGCUGCACAUCAGCUGGUUUACUGAGAGCAUGAGCGCCGGCCGGCCCGUGCCUUUCGAAAUCAGACAUUACAUUCAAAAUCCCGCCGUGGAUCAGAGGUCAUGUGCGAAUCCGUCAGCCGAACCUGAGUCUGCGUUAUCUCCAUAUGCUUGCCAGAGACGAACGACGAUGGAUAACCACAAUAAGAUCUUUACAGAUGCGUUGGAGGUGCUGGCGGAGAACCUGGAGUUCGGUGGGAAUCAGGGCCCAAGCCUGGCGUUCAGAAGAGCGGCGUCUGUGCUCAAGAGCCUCCCCGCUGCCCUGAGACACCUGCAGGAGACACAGCAUCUGCCCUGCCUCGGAGAACAUAGCAGGGCCAUCAUAGAGGAGAUCUUUGAAUGCGGCUCUUCCUCCAGAGUUGAGGAGAUACUGAAUGAUGAGAGGUAUCGGACUAUGAAGUUGUUCAGCAGUGUCUUCGGGGUCGGACCCAAAACGUCCGAGAGCUGGUUCUGUAGAGGACUGCGGUCGUUUGAACAGGUGCUGAGCGAACCCAGCAUCAGACUGAACCGCAUGCAGACCGCAGGGUUCUUGUUUUAUGAGGACAUCAGUAAGCCGGUGAGCAGGAGAGAGGCCAGCGCUCUGAAGAUUAUAGUGGAGGAAGCUGUUAUCAGUAUCAACCCAUCCGCCACCGUCAGCAUUACAGGAGGAUUUCGCAGGGGGAAGGAGUUUGGUCACGAUGUGGACUUCAUUAUUAAAACACCUGAGGCCGGACAAGAGGAUGUGAUUCUGACCGCGGUGAUCGAGCGAUUCAAAAGCCAGAACAUCCUGCUGUACUCAGACUUCCAGGAGUCGACCUUUGACCUGCGGCAGCUGCCGACUCACUGCUUUGAGGCCAUGGAUCAUUACAGCAAGUGUUUCCUGAUCAUAAAGCUGAAGCGUGAGCAGGAGACGGAUGCAAGAGCAGGAAGGGACUGGAAAGCCGUGCGUGUGGAUCUGGUGGCUCCACCGCUGGAGCGCUUCGCUUAUGCUCUGCUCGGAUGGACAGGAUCCACGCUGUUUGAAAGAGACCUGAGACGAUUUGCCAGACUGGAGCGAGGAAAACUGCUGGAUAAUCACACGCUGUACGACAAAAAAACGAACACCUUCUUGCCUGCUAACACGGAAGAGGACAUCUUUGCCCACCUGGGUUUAGAGUAUAUCGAACCUUGGCAAAGAAAUGCCUAGUUUCAGUCUCUGCUCUGUGAAGCCUGCUGAUGUUCUGGACAGAUUCAACACCCUCGACAUGACGCUGAUGCAGAUUCACACCGAAAUACCAACAGUCUGAUUUCACCAGCCAGCGUGAGCAUUAUUAAUAGUUCAUGGAGUUCUGUUUUCUUUUUCAAAUACACAUACAGUGACACUUCAACAUGUCUAAAUGUCCAUACAUCAGCUACUGAUUUGAAGGAAAGAUGCACAAGCAUACAAAAAAUGUGUAAUUUCUGUAGUGCAA